This is a messenger RNA of Apis dorsata (giant honeybee), 1729 nucleotides long. RefSeq names its product nuclear RNA export factor 2-like. NCBI's taxonomy places the organism in Eukaryota, Metazoa, Arthropoda, Insecta, Hymenoptera, Apidae. Gene Ontology annotation, biological process: poly(A)+ mRNA export from nucleus. Gene Ontology annotation, molecular function: protein binding; RNA binding. Gene Ontology annotation, cellular component: nucleus. The coding region runs from base 104 to 1711 and encodes 535 amino acids. The record is from RefSeq and is a predicted model, not a curated record. The transcript has a single exon.
GUAUUAUGGAGUGAUUUCAUAUUUUAUCAAUUUUAAUUAUAUUUUUUAUGAAAUUAUAAAUUUUUAUUAUAAAUCAAUUUUAUUUACAUAUAUUAUCAGAAUAAUGGCAAAUGUAGAAGUAACUGAAAAUAUUAUAAGUUGGGAACCAUUACGUCUAACAUAUGUUAAACCAUCAUUUAAUGCUCAAGAAUCCGCUUUGGCAUCACGUCAAGAUUUAUGGCACAAGUUCAUUUUAUUUGGCAUAGGAAAAUUCAAAGCAGCAGAAGUGUUACGAACUAUUAUUAUUGCUUGUGAACCAGAAAUUAUAUUACCUGUUAUGUAUAAAGAAGAAAAUUCCAACAAAAGCACUUUCUUGACAAAAUGUAGUUGUAAUGCUAUUGAAAAUCUUGUAAAACAAGGUUUAUGUCUAACAUUGUCAAAUGGACAAGAAUUACACAUUGAUAUUAUAUUAGGAUAUACAGAUUCUCAAAAUUUACAAUUAAAUCCUAAUAGAAUUAUAGCACAAGCUCUUUAUUAUAGAUAUGAACCUACAAAAAAGAUAUUGAAUCUUGAUGAUUUUGAAAAUGAAAAAUCAUUAAGCUCUAUAUAUUGUCCCAUAUCUUUGCCCAAAGUAUUGCAUUUUGUUUUAAGAUGUACUAAAAUGGGAAUUUUAAGUAAUAAUCGUGAUUCACGGUUACCUGUUAGAGAAUUGAGUUUAAGAUAUAAUCAAAUCACAAGCAUUAUCUUUUUUGAAAAAUUUUUUAAUUAUCAUUUAACCAAAUUAGAUUUACGUCACAAUCAAAUUGCAGAUGUAGAGUACUUACGUUAUUUUAGUGAAUUUAAAAUAAGUGAACUUUGGCUGGAUGGAAAUCCAUUAUGUAUAAAAUAUAAUAAGUGUCAUGAUUAUAUCCAAGCAGUAAAAAAUAUUUUUCCUCAUUUACAAAAAUUGGAUGGGAUUGUAAUAGGUAUGGAACAAAAAUUUGUUCCCAAUAUUCAAAGUAAUUAUUUAAAAGAUGGUACAAACACUUGUUUAAUCAAGCAAUUUGUGAAGCAUUAUUUCACAUUAUAUGAUCAAGAUGAUAGGCAAAUGAUAAAUGGUUUAUAUGACAGAGAUGCUCUCUAUUCUAUGACUUUAGGACCUGUUUCAAAUUAUGUUCAUAAACAGUUGACUAAAACAUUUGUAACAAAUAGAAAUUUACUAAAAUUUGUUGAUUAUGCUAAGUGUCAAGAAUUUUUAUUACGUGGUCCAGAAAAAAUUAUUUCUGCACUUAAAAAUCAACCACCUACAAUACAUCACUUCAAAUCAUUUCAUGUGGAUUUAUUAUAUGAAGGAGAAAUCCAUCUUGCAAUUUCUGUACAAGGAAUGUUUUCAUUUCGAGAUGUCAAUCAAUGUCCACCAAUGUUUUUCAAUAGAACUUUUAUAAUUAUGAAGAAAGAAGAUAAUGAAUAUUGCAUUACUAAUGAUCAGUGUUAUCUUGAUGGAACACCAGCUAAUCUAUCAGGAAACAAUGAAAUAAGAUUUGAAUUAAAAAGCGUUCCAAAGUUUAUUCCAACAGUGUUUAGUGUUUCUGAAAAAGAACAACUGCUUACAUUUUUACAUGAAUUGACUACAAUGAACAUAAAAUUUUGUCAUCAGUAUCUUGAAGAUGCCAACUGGGAUAUUAGGACUGCUAUUGCUACAUUUAUGAAUAUGUACACAGUUAACAAUGUACCACCUGAAGCCUUUUUAUAAUAUAUACAUCUUUUGUAA